AAUAUGAGGGAACCCGGACGCUUACCUCGGUCCUGAGCACCUUGGUCCAACUCGGGGUCUCGCGUCACCUCUUCGAGAACGCAGACGUCACCGGUGCUCUCAAUGUUGUUGCUUCGCAGUUGCGCUCUGGCAGAGGCCUGGUCGGGCUCUGUGAGUCCCACAUGAAGCCUUUUGCCGCGAAGGGUGAACUAACAAAGGAACCUUAGCUUCUGGAAUGCUACCGGACAUGGAAAGUACCGCAAAGGCUAUAUACCUCAAUCACGCUCUUGGCCAAUCCGUGUCCUUUGAUGGACUGAUAUCUCGUUUCAUGGCACCAGACGGCGACAUGAUGACAGACCUCGGAGAGCAGGACCUAAGCCUGAGUGCUAAUUGCAAUGCUAUGAUUUGCAUCCUGGACUCUCCAGAUCUGCAGGGGCAUAUCGAGGUGGUGAGAAAGAUCGCCAGCUCCUUAUGUGACCAUUGGUGGGACGAUAAAUUGAGUGACAAAUGGUACCUCUCGGACACAUAUGCCGCUAUGAUGUUAGCCCAAUCACUCACUAAAUUACUGCAACGAUGGGACUCUGGAUCUUUGGAUAAGAGUCUCGACUCUUUGGUCCAGGACCGCAUUACGGUGGUGCUCUACCAGCUCCUCAAUCGAAUGCUGUUCAAGAGUGAAUCGCUAUGCAGUCCCAGCACGCAGCCGUAUCCAGAGAGCGUGGCGUACGAAGUGUUGGCUUGCAACGCCCUCCGGUCCCUCCCGGUUCCCAAAACACUCCUCGCACAGCUUGGCUUGGUCAUACAGCGAGGGCAAGAAUACCUGACAGGUUCUCAGUCCGUUUGGAAGAGUGCCGAGUCUCAGGCGCUGUCCGAAGCCUAUUGUCUUGGAGCAUUGUACGCCAGACCGGAGCAUCCGGAGUGGAACAAACCUACGAACAAGCUAUUCCAGCCAUCUUCAAAAAUGACCUCGCAGUUAUCGAGAUUCUUCCACGCCGCCCAAGGGCAGCGCGAUCCGCUUUGGAAGUUCGAAGCGUGUAUUCUGGAAGGCAGCGCAUUCACUCCGCAACUUCGAGCUUGCCGUGGCGAGAUCUUCCCACUUCGCGAGGGCUUUAAAGACGAAUACCUGGCGUACAUCCCCGCCGCAUGGACUAUCAUCAAUAACAUGCGCGGGUUGAGAUGUCCCACAACCCUUCUAUGGGAAAUGAUGAGGAUUUCGCUCACUGACUUCCUCGUGGAUGAAUACAUGGAGUCGAGCGUCGCAUUUCUGGAUGCGCCCGAGAGAAAUGAGAUCAGAUCUUGGAUCACCACGACUCUGCUCCCAACGAUGGCUCCUGAAGCAAAUGUCUCCCGGAAACGGCCCUUUACUCCCGACACCGAUGACGAUGAUAUCGCCACGUUCAUCACCGACCCCAAGAGCUCGGAACGCGUCCAAACCGUAAAGAAGAUCCUCGCUGGAUACAUCAAGGAUGUUUUACUCCACGCCAAAGUCCGCAUAGCAUCCCAAUACGACCGUAACCAUGUCAGGCGCGAGCUGCACGACUUCCUCACCGCGCACAUGCUCCAAAUGGACGAUAACAUCAGCCUUCCCCCGCAAGACUCCAGCCUAGCUAUCCUCUCGUCCCCACGCUCUUCCUUCUACGUGUGGGCACGAACAACCGGAUCACAGCACAUCUCGUGCCCGCUGUCCUUUGCCUUCUACAGUUGCCUUCUCGCCACGGACCGCCACGACUGCUUCCCCACGCCCGAGCAGAAGUACAAAGCCAGCAGCUUCUGCGCCCAUCUCGCCGUUAUGAGCCGCCUCUUCAACGACUGGGCGAGCGUGGCGCGCGACCGCAAAGAGGGGAAUCUGAAUAGUUUGAACUUUCCUGAGUUUCAGGUCCAGCGCGCAGCGGGUGAUGCCGCGGACGGGCAUGACUCUGCAAAGGUCGAAGAGGCGAGGAAGAGCCUGUUGCGUCUGUCCGAGUACGAGAGGCAGGCGUCGCGGCAAGCUAUGGCUGAUCUUCUCGGUGAGAUGCAGGAUGGGAUGAAAUGCAGGGCUAUUGAGCUGUUCCACUACGUGACGGAGCUUUUUGCUGAUAUGUAUGUUGCGAAGGAUCUGACGAAUGCGGCGGUGAGAGCUAGUUAGGGUACUAUGCGAGUUCUUUGGUAGGCCGGUUCUUGCGUCUAAUUCUUACAUGAAUAGAAAACUUCGGCGGAGUAAUGGGAUGAAUGAAGCGAUGGUGUGUUUUCUUCCUUCUCUCUUUCGAUCCUCCUUCACACCUAACGUCCCUGUAGCGUGUCUUUCAAUUGGUUGUGAAAAUACGGGUGAGGAAUGCAGACAUGUCUGGAUGGGAUUUCACGGGGGCGGCGUAGGAUCCGAAUCUGAGGCGUGGCUGUGACAAUUUUCCAGGAGUAGAUCCCAUGGUUUCCCCCAUUAAAUCAAGUGUAA
Molecule: messenger RNA, 2404 nt
Organism: Trematosphaeria pertusa
Lineage: Eukaryota; Fungi; Ascomycota; Dothideomycetes; Pleosporales; Trematosphaeriaceae
Exons: 3
Coding region: 215-2101 (628 amino acids)
Biological process (GO): diterpenoid biosynthetic process
Molecular function (GO): terpene synthase activity; magnesium ion binding
Source: RefSeq, a predicted model, not a curated record